This is a messenger RNA of Caenorhabditis bovis, 852 nucleotides long. The record is from the annotation of a GenBank genome assembly. Lineage: Eukaryota; Metazoa; Nematoda; Chromadorea; Rhabditida; Rhabditidae.
AUGGUUCUUGACAAACUUCGAGCCAAAUUGCAUUCGCGCAAUGAGCUGGUCCGCGCUCUUCUCGCCGAAUUCACAGGAACCUUCCUUCUGUGUCUCAUCGGAUUGUCGGUCGUCGCUCAGAAGGUGCUCCCGCGACCAGAGGUCAACGAAUUCAUCGGAGUGAAUGUCGGUUUCGGAAUUGCCAUCGUUUUCGGCGUUGCCAUCUCCGCCAAACUCUCGGGUGGACACAUCAACCCAGCCGUCUCGCUCGCCUUCCUCUCUGUCGGACAAUUGGCCCCACUUCGUUUCGUCCUUUACACCAUUGUCCAGUCUCUUGGAGCGUUCCUCGGAGCCGCCGUCGUCUACGUCGUCUACAACGAUGCUAUCAAUGUGUUCGAUGGAGGAGUCCGCGCUGUCGUCGGAGCUAAGGCCACCGCCGGAAUCUUCGCUUCCUACCCAGCCCCACACCUCGGUCUUUUCAAUGGAUUCUUGGAUCAGCUCAUCGCUACUGCUGUCUUCGUUUUCCUUAUUGCCCAUAUUGUUGACAAGCGCAACUCGUACCCAACAUGGCUUCAGCCAAUUCUCGUCGGCACCUCGUUCGUCGCCAUCGGAGCCGCUUUCGGAUACAACUGCGGAUACCCGGUGAACCCGGCCCGCGAUUUCGGACCGCGUCUCUUCACCGCCCUCUUCUACGGAGGAGACGUCUUCACCAAGUGGUUCUGGGUGCCAAUCGUCGGACCAUUCGUCGGAGGAAUCAUCGGAAUCUGGGUCUACUACAUCCUCAUCGGAUUCCACACUCCACAGGAUGCUGAGGAGAAAUACGUCGUUCUCACCGGAAACCAGGAGCUCAAGCCGCUCACCGGAAAAGAGUAA